AUGGAACAUACUCCCAAAACGGUGGUUGUGGAGGGAGAGCGACGCCGGCGGAGACCUGCAAUAUCAUGCGCGUUGUGUAGGAAACGCAAACUUCGCUGUAAUCGCCAGCGGCCUUGCAGCAACUGUAUCCGGGCCAAGGCCGAGACAUGCGUCUACGAGAGCCACAGCCCGGGACCUCUCGCGUCUGUGCAGAACCCAGUUGGCGUCUUCUUUCUCGAUGCUGAGGCUCCAAGAUCAGCUCCGGCUCCGGCUACAUCUCAAUCUGUCUCCAAUUCCAGUCCUAACGAAUCAUCGCUGAGCGCAAGAAAUCACACGUCUAAUUUAGCAGCUAAGAAUCUAACAAGUCCCUUGACACCGCGAAGUCAGGAUGAAUCAAUCACCAACCGAAGCGUCCUCGAAGCUGGCAAAGUCUGGUCUUCCAUUCACAAUUACUGUUCAACUGAGCCAAGGUCUCUACCACAGCAGCAACAGCCACCGGCGCAGCGAACGCAGUCUCCUUAUGCCUCCCCUGAAACCGAUUUCCUCAAUCAAGCGCGCCACAUCACUGGAGGUGCUAUCCACUUCCAUCGCGACCAUCACUUGCCAAAUUCAACUGAGCCAGCUCUAAUACGAAGCGUUACACACAAGACGCGGUUCUUUGGCCAAAGCCAUUGGAUCAAUGUCUUUCAAGUAUUCAAAAACAUGUUUGUCCUCAACGACGUACAUCUUCUGGAAGAAAAAUCCAACACCUAUCCACUCCUUCUCAAAUGCAAAUCUCUGGCAAAAGUCAUCAAAGCCAAAAGGAACCCUUCUUGGCCGACAAUUCCGACAAGAGAGCUGCCGGAAAGACAGAUUUGCGACAAGCUCAUAGACUGCUACUUGAAGACAUCGGAGAACAUUCACAGGAUUCUACACUUACCGUCCUUCAAGAACGACUACGAAGAACUAUGGGAGCCCGGUGCAUUUCCUGAUAUAGCCUUUGUCGUCCAUCUCAAGCUGGUACUGGCUCUUGGUUCAGUCUGCUACGAUGAAGAAUUCUCCUUACGAGCUUCAGCCAUACGCUGGGUAUACGAGGCGCAAACGUGGAUAUCAGAGCCCGAAUUCAAGGCGCGAUUAGGCAUUCAGUUCAUACAGACUCACAUACUGCUUCUCCUAGCUCGAGAAGCCGUCGGCGUCGCUGGCGAUUCAGUCUGGGUGUCUGCGGGCGAUUUGGUGCGGAGAGCCAUGCACAUGGGCCUCCAUCGAGAUCCGCACCACCUGCCAAAGCGAUCUCUCUAUGCAACCCAGAUGCACAGGCGAUUGUGGAAUACAAUUCUGGAGAUUCUUUUGAAAAUGAGUCUGUCGUCGGGCGGCCCGCCGCUCAUCUCGCCCGACGACUUUGACACGGAGCCCCCCGGCAACUUUGACGAUGACCAGCUCAUGACGGAGAGCUCAGUCGAGAAACCCGAGGCCGAGUACACCAGCAUGUCAAUCGCGCUGGCGCUUCGGAAGACGCUGCUCGCUCGUCUUGCGGUGACGAGCUUCUUGAACGACCUCACUUCGUGCGGGACGUUUGAGAGGACCAUGGAACUCGACGCCGAAUUACGAUCGGCUUAUAAGAUUCUGGUCCACACUCUCCGUGGAUUCAAAUCCAGACAAUCAACGGGCGAGGCAUCGUUUGGCCCUUCAGAUCUGGACUUGAGAUUCGUCGACUUCCUCAUGCAACGACACAUAUCCGCCCUCCACACGCCAUACUUCAUCCCGGCCCUCCGGCAGACGAAAUACGCCCUAUCGCGCAAGCUCGCCAUCGAAGCCACCCUCAAGAUCUGGGCCGCAGCCUUUCCUUCCUCAGCCAUUAUGUCCCAUCGCCACAGUCAGGGCUCCUCUCCUUCAUCCCCUCUUUCUUCCGGCCUUGGCAAUGAAGACCUCCUCACGCGCCUCUCCUACAGCGCUCCAGGCUUCUACAGAAUCGCCUCCAUGCAAGCCAGCCUACUCAUCACCGCCGAGCUCGACACCCAGCUCCGCGAAGAGCAAGGGCUCGUGCCAGGACCUCUUCGGUCGGACUUCUUCUCCGUUAUCCGGGAGUCCCAGGACUGCAGCCUGCGCUGCAUUAAGAGCGGCGAGACCAACGUCAAGGGCUACCUGGUCUCCUGCGUCAUUACCUCUCACAUGGAAGCCCUCAUGCGCGGCGUCGAUCCAUCUGAUAUUCCGCCCUUGUUUCGAAAAGCUUCUGAAGAGGGAAUGGAGCUUUGCGUGCGGAUUUUGGAGGAGCGAGCUGGGCAGAGUCAGGAUGUGGGAGCUGUGGAUGUCGACGAGGACAUGGGUAUAGGGAUGCGGCAGCAGAGCCCAGACUGGGAUUUUUUGAUUUCAGACGCCAUGUUUGCAUACAACACCGGGUUGAAUGAGCCCAUGAAUUGGUUCCUGAGCGAGGGCACUCGCUGA
Molecule: messenger RNA, 2400 nt
Organism: Trichoderma gamsii
Lineage: Eukaryota; Fungi; Ascomycota; Sordariomycetes; Hypocreales; Hypocreaceae
Exons: 4
Coding region: 1-2400 (799 amino acids)
Biological process (GO): regulation of transcription by RNA polymerase II; DNA-templated transcription
Cellular component (GO): nucleus
Molecular function (GO): RNA polymerase II cis-regulatory region sequence-specific DNA binding; DNA-binding transcription activator activity, RNA polymerase II-specific; zinc ion binding
Source: RefSeq, a predicted model, not a curated record